AUGAAGAACGUACUCUUCGCCGUCUUCGCCCUGGCCGCGAGCAGCGUCAUUGGUACACCCACUGAAGACGACAGCCUGCUCGGCCUUGCAAAGCGCUAUGCUCAGGUCGGCGCAUGUGACACUUGCACGGAAAUGUACCCACAAGGUGGCUUCCCAGGUCAAGGACCUACCAGUUGCUCUCAGGUAAAAGGUCGAAGAGGUAGGGGUAUGGUCUGUGACUCGAACUACGGCUACGUUCAAACUUGCGUGAAUGGUGUAGAACGUCGCAGGCGCCGUCGGUACUGUUCCUCCAACUUUGUCUGUACCGCUGCCGCCGACGGAAGCUUUGCGUACUGCAAUGAAGACUAG
This is a messenger RNA of Fulvia fulva, 348 nucleotides long. RefSeq lists its product as uncharacterized. The transcript has 3 exons. Lineage: Eukaryota; Fungi; Ascomycota; Dothideomycetes; Mycosphaerellales; Mycosphaerellaceae. The record is from RefSeq and is a predicted model, not a curated record. The coding region runs from base 1 to 348 and encodes 115 amino acids.